Rhea pennata is the source of this 2472-nucleotide messenger RNA. It is a transcript of the gene SLC4A1AP, whose product is annotated as solute carrier family 4 member 1 adaptor protein. The record is from RefSeq and is a predicted model, not a curated record. The transcript is spliced from 14 exons. NCBI's taxonomy places the organism in Eukaryota, Metazoa, Chordata, Aves, Rheiformes, Rheidae. The coding region runs from base 13 to 2088 and encodes 691 amino acids. Gene Ontology annotation, molecular function: protein binding; mRNA binding.
GCACCGGGGAAGAUGGCGGAGGCCGCGGAGACGGAGAUGGAGCUGGGGCCGGCGGGCGGCGGCUCUCAGCCCGCCGCCGCCUUCAAGCGCCCGGAGCUGCCGGCGCCGGCGCCGCGCGGCCCCGAGGGCGGCGCGCCGGGGCCCGGCCCGCCGCGGCCGGCGGCGGGGGCGGCAGCGCCGGCGCCGCGCUACGAGGAGCCGGCGUGGGGGAGCCGGCCGCCGGGCGGCGCCGGGUACGCGCUGGAGGUGCUGAAGGGCGGCGUGGCGCGGGGCUCGGUGCGGCUGGAGGGCGGCAGCUGGUUCCUGGUGGGGCGGCUGCCCGGCUGCGCCGUGGCCCUGGAGCACCCGUCGGUGUCGCGGCACCACGCCGUGCUGCAGUACCGCGGCGGCGCCGCCGAGGACGCCGCCGCCGCCGGCUUCUACGUGUACGACCUGGGCAGCACGCACGGCACCUUCCUCAACAAGGCGCGGGUGCCGCCGCGCACCUACUGCCGCAUCCGGGUGGGCCACGGGCUGCGCUUCGGCGGCAGCUCCCGCCUCUUCCUCCUGCAGGGACCUGAAGAGGACCAGGAGUCUGAGUCAGAACUAACUGUAACUCAGCUGAAGGCACUGCGCAAGCAGCAGCAAGCAAAAUUAGAAAAGACAAUGUUGGGGGAGGACUCUGACGAGGAAGAUGAGAAAGAAGAGAAGAGAAAUGAGAGCAGUCAGAGCAGUGAUAUGAGCUGCUCGUGGGGAAUGGGGGAGGAUGCUGAGGAGGAUGAAACUGAAGAAAACCCUAUCGCUAUUGAAUUUCAGGAGGUACAAGAUGCCUUCUAUAUGAAAGAUCCUAGGAAGGCCUUACAGGGCUUUUUUGACAGAGAAGGAGAAGAGCUAGAAUAUGAAUAUGAUGAUCGUGGGCACAAUAGCUGGCUAUGCAGAGUCAAAUUGCCUGUGGAUGAUGCAUCAGGGAAGCAGCUGGUGGCAGAGGCUCUCCAUACAGGAAAGAAAAAAGAAGCAAUGAUACAGUGUGCACUGGAAGCUUGCAGACUACUGGAUGCUAGAGGAGUACUGCGGCAAGAAGCAGUAUCUCGCAAAAGGAAAUCAAAGAACUGGGAAGAUGAGGAUUUUUAUGAUAGUGAUGAUGACACCUUCCUUGAUCGAACUGGUGCUGUAGAAAAGAAGCGAUUCAACAGAAUGAAAAAAGCUGGUAAAAUAGAAGAAAAACCAGAUACUUAUGACACCCUGGUCACAAAAUUAAAUGAAGCUGAAAAUGAACUUUCUGAGAUAACAGAGAGGCUGAAGGCUUCAGGGAAAGUCCAGUCCCAGCCACCAGCUCAAGAUUCUUUAGAUGAAUUCAUGACUGAAAUGAAAUCUGGAUGCAGCUUAGACAGUGUUACACGGAAGAAACUUCACUUGCGGUCUUUUGAACUGAAGAAAGAGCAACAGAGACUAAAAGGGUUAAUAAAGCUUGUUAAACCUGCAGAACUGCCUGAGCUGAAGCUCAAGAGUGGGAGUUACAAUCUGGAAGCAGAGAGCAAGCCUAAAAAGAUUACCCUGCCUCUGUUUGGUGCAAUGAAAGGGGGGAGCAAAUUCAAGCUGAAAACUGGAAGCCUAGGGAAGUUGCCUGUCAAGCGUCCAGAUAUCCCAGAAAGCUUGUUAAAAAUGAAAGAUGAUGGACCGGAAGAGGAGGAAGAAGAGGAGGAGGAAAUGGAAGAGGAACAAGAAAUAGAAGCAAUAAGCAGCAGAGCAUCAAACCUAGAAAUGAAAAUGACAGCAGAGGAAGAAACAGGAAAAGAGACUUGUUCUCCUUGCAAGAUCAAGAAUCUGGAAUCCUUUCAGGAUGGAGUUCACUUCCUGCCUGAGCCAAAGAUACUGAGGAAUAAGUCUCAGAUGGGACCCUCACAAGAGAAAUCUCCAGCAUCUGAGACAGCAUGUAAGGAACCUGAAGAAACAUCUGAGAGAGUUAAGAAAAACAGCUCAAGUAAGGUCCAACCAACAUUUUUUUCCUCACAAUAUCCAGAUGAUGACCCAGACUACUGCAUAUGGAUUCCUCCUGCAGGUCAAAGUGGUGAUGGCAAGACUCACCUGAAUGAAAAAUAUGGCUACUAAGAUUCAGACUCCAGAGAGUGCUCUGAGGUUCAAAGGACUGUUCUACUUCGGACUCUUUCUGCACAUCAAGUGAGGAAUAAAAGUUGUUUUUUGAGACGCUGUUUCAAAUUCAAGAACAUCAGCAGCCAUUCUGCUUUCCUUUUGGCAUCUGUUGUUUAUUUUCAAAAAGACUUUUUAAAGAUUCCUGACCCUUGCCCACACAUUCUUCUGCCUCUUCCUUGCAAUUUUAACCAUGUCCUUUUCAUUUAGUGUGGACCUGUAGAUUCAUUUUCCCCCCUUGUAUAUAACAAAGAUAGUUAAAGAAAAAUGCCCUCGGUAUACUUACAGGCCUGAUACAUUUUAUUAAUGCUGGUUUUAUGCAAUUAAAAUGAAACGUUGAUGUUA